GCUUGUCUGAGUAUCCCUGCUAUGGAUUCAUCAACCUGUGGGAUCAUGUAUCUACACAAAAUUCUGAGACUAUUAGACUGAAUGGUCUUCUUGAACUUUUUGUUUGUGAAUCUCUUGUUUGUUUCAAUAAAGUCAAAUAUCUCUCUUUUUACUUUUGCUUACAGCCGAGGUCAGACGGCUUCUUUAUGCUGAGAAUUCCUACUGUGUAAUAGACUAAAUCAUCUGCAAGAAGUUCCUCAGGGAUGACAUUCAACAAUGUAUGCCUCAUUGAUACAAAGAUCUGAGAGGUACUACAGUUUAUAUAUCUUCUCUGAAUUAUUUCUGAAUUCAUGGACUUGAAUAAUCUCUUGAUGAAUUUUUAACAGAUCUAAGUGCUUUCUUCAUUUCAGCGUCAGGUCUAAACUUGGGCCUUGAAUUAAUUGGCUUUCCUAAUUGUUGGCGUCAUUCUGUAAUAUUGGAAGCUUUUGGAUAAGUUUCCUUUGCUGACUCUUUUUCAGAGUAAGCAGUACUAAGUUGGUUGAUAUUUUCUGUUAUUUGAUCAAAAUUUUCAGACUUAGUUAAAUUCUUUGAUGUAUUAAGAAAAGGCACUUUGGGUAUCUUAUCUUUGAUUUCAUUUAACUCAUUGGUUAAGAUAUGAUCCUCUUGAGCACUCUGAAUUCAAAUUUUCUUCAUAAAAUCAGAAUCAAAAAUUC
Moneuplotes crassus is the source of this 692-nucleotide messenger RNA. Lineage: Eukaryota; Ciliophora; Spirotrichea; Euplotida; Euplotidae. The record is from the annotation of a GenBank genome assembly.